Messenger RNA from Aethina tumida (small hive beetle), 592 nucleotides. RefSeq lists its product as uncharacterized. The record is from RefSeq and is a predicted model, not a curated record. The coding region runs from base 87 to 506 and encodes 139 amino acids. NCBI's taxonomy places the organism in Eukaryota, Metazoa, Arthropoda, Insecta, Coleoptera, Nitidulidae. The transcript has 2 exons.
ACUGACUGUCUAUCUGUCAUUUAUUACUUUACUAAUUUUAUACACCGCAUAAUUUUUGUGAAGACUACUCCCCCACCGAUUCAAAAAUGAGCACAGAAGAUCUAAGUCCCAGAAAAGCAUUAAUAAAACCGGGACGACUGGUUUUAAGAAGAUCCGUUUCGGAAACCAAAAUAGACUCGCUUUUUCCUUUCAAUUUGUCACUCAGAGAAGCGAAAUCGUGCAACGUGAGCAUGGAAGAGAUCGCCAACAAAGAAACGUCGUUCACGUUGGAAGACUUGUAUAAAACCGAAGACCCGAACGACGGCGAAUUCUUCGAAACGAAAGACAUGGGAGCGAACCAAAUGGUCACGAUGAAAUACGACAUACUGAACUCGCAGGGACGCAAACAUUCGCUCUUCGAGGUCGCUUACAAGUGGAAGAAGGAUUGUCGCAUCUGGCUCUGGAAGAACAGUGACGAGUUCAAGAGGAACAGAUCCGUUGCAGAGAUGAAUCCCACAAGAUUUUAAACGAUGUGCCAUUUUUGCCAAUAUGUAUGUGUGCUUUUAAUAACUUGUAUUUGUGAUUAUACCAAUAAAUGGGAUUGGAUUUUUAA